AAUUGUCAGGCAAGACGGGGGACCACAUCAUGUACGAAUCAUAGGGGGCCUGAUUGUGUCCCGAGACAGCAAAUGGGUGGCUGAAAACUUGCCGGCCCGGGCCGGUACCGUUGGAAUACAUUCACCCGCCAAGUAGCCCAUGCCCAUGAAAAAGCAGACCCCGGCCACCACUUGUUUGCGAGUAUCAAAAAAAAAAAAGUUGUUUGCGAGUAUUGCGCCAACAACUUUUCUGGUGGGUAUUGGAGUCCCCUCCACCACUCACACUCACCGGUAGGGCGAUGAUGGCCAUGGCCGGCCGGCUCCAGCUGCUCUUCAGCCCCACUGCGCCAGCCGCUUCUGCUUCCCGUUCAUGCCAUCGCCAGUCCACUCCGAUUCCGGUUUGGAGCAGGCGGCAUCCAGAUCUGCCAAGAUCAAUAGUAGCAGCAGCCAGGCCCAGCAGCAUGUCCGCGUCGGCAGAGGAGCCAUCCGCCGCCGCCACCAUCAGCAGGGGCGGCAAGACGAGGAGGAAGGUGACACUGAAGCUGACGUACCUGGAGAUCAACAGCUGGGUGUGCGAGGUGCAGCCGCAAGAAGGCCAGGGCCAAGCCCCUCUGCGCAUCCUGGUGGACCCCCUCGUCGUCGGCAACCUCGACUUCGGCGCGCCCUGGCUGUUCGACGGUGCCAAGAAGAACCCCAGGGUGAAGGCCCUCGGGGUGGACGAGCUCUUGGCGCCGGAGACGGGGCCGCCGGACCUGCUGCUCAUCACGCAGAGCCUGGACGACCACUGCCACGUCCGGACCCUCACGCAGCUGUCCGCCAGGGCGCCGGACCUGCCGGUGGUGACCACGCCCAACGCGCGGGCAGUCCUCGCCUCCCUGCCCACGCCGUUCCGCCGCGUCACCUACCUCGAGCCAGGCCAGUCCACCGCCGUCGGCGACCAGGUCCAGGUGCUGGCCACCGCCGGCCCCGUGCUGGGGCCGCCGUGGCAGCGCCCCGAGAACGGCUACAUCCUACUCAUGACGACCGCAGACGACGACGACGGCCAUGGCCUCCUCUACCUGGAGCCGCACUGCGUGUACGACAGGUCGUUCCUGGAGACGAAGCGGCUGCGGGCGGACGUGGUGGUCACGCCGGUGGUGAAGCAGCUCCUUCCCGGCAACUUCACCCUCGUCUCCGGGCAGGAGGACGCCGUCGACCUGGCCAGGCUGCUGCGAGCCAGGUACGUGGUGCCCAUGAGCAACGGCGACGUGGACGCCGGCGGGCUCUUAGCCGCCGUGCUCUCGAAACAGGGGACGACGCAGUCCUUCGAGGCCCUGCUGUCGGAGGCGCUUCCCCAGGUGCAGGUUCUCGACCCCGUGCCCGGCGUGCCGCUGCAACUGCAACUGGAACUGGACAUCAGCGGGCCGGGGCAGAUAUAAGAUGGCCAAUCAACAUGAUACUAUUUCUAUUUGUAUAUGUACUAGUAUACAUAAAUGGUAGCAUCUCCAUUAAUUCUCAGGCUCUACUACAUACAUACAUACGUACAUACAUACUGUUGUAAAGAAAUAGUAUCUGACCAAAGACUUUGAAUGGUGGCCAAAUUAAUGAGAGGAGGAAGAAAUUCAAGUGUUCAUACACUAUGCAUUUGUACUCAUAUGAGACUCUCCAUCUAUAAAUAUGAGGUCCCUUUCAUCAGUUGUAACACUGGAAAAGAAAAAGAUGAAAUCAACCCAAAAAGAAUUCCCUUCUCUA
This is a messenger RNA of Panicum virgatum (switchgrass), 1710 nucleotides long. RefSeq lists its product as uncharacterized. Lineage: Eukaryota; Viridiplantae; Streptophyta; Magnoliopsida; Poales; Poaceae. The record is from RefSeq and is a predicted model, not a curated record. Bases 279 to 1397 code for a protein of 372 amino acids. The transcript has a single exon.